Rosa rugosa (rugosa rose) is the source of this 1085-nucleotide messenger RNA. Its product is annotated as Golgi SNAP receptor complex member 1-1. Gene Ontology annotation, cellular component: Golgi membrane; SNARE complex; Golgi medial cisterna. The record is from RefSeq and is a predicted model, not a curated record. Gene Ontology annotation, molecular function: SNAP receptor activity. NCBI's taxonomy places the organism in Eukaryota, Viridiplantae, Streptophyta, Magnoliopsida, Rosales, Rosaceae. Gene Ontology annotation, biological process: vesicle fusion; endoplasmic reticulum to Golgi vesicle-mediated transport. The transcript is spliced from 5 exons. Bases 240 to 914 code for a protein of 224 amino acids.
GCGGUGGUGAUGAAGGAAAGGUUGAAUUAAGAAACACGCCACGACCACAUUUUGCCGUUGAAUCAGACCAUCUGUCUCCAUCUCCAAACGAAUCCCCAAUCUCCAAUCUCCAAAUUCCAUUCUCAAUUCUCAAUUCUCAAUUCUCAAAACAAAACCACCAACAAGAAGAAGAAGGUUCCAGAAGCCUCAAGGAAGUAAUCUCCGAAGAUCGAUCGGCCUCUGUUUUGGUGUCGGUGGAUAUGGAUGUUCCAAGCUCAUGGGACGCGCUUCGCAAACAGGCUAGGAAACUUGAAGCUCAGUUGGAUGAACAGAUGAAUUCUUAUCGUAAGUUUGUCUCUGCAAAGGGUUCUGUCAAAUUUGAUGCUGCUGAUAAUGAGCUUGAAUCUGGGAUAGAUCGACUAUUAAAGCAACUCCAACAAGUAAAUUUACAGAUGCAAGCAUGGGUAUCAUCAGGAGGAUCAGAAAUGGUUUCUCAUACCUUGACUAGACAUCAAGAGAUUCUUCAAGAUCUCACUCAGGAAUUUUAUCGUCUCCGCUCCAGCCUUAGAGCUAAGCAGGAGCACGCUUCACUACUUGAGGAUUUUAGGGAGUUUGAUCGAACAAGAGUUGACUUGGAAGCUGGUGGAGAUUCUGCAGAAAACACUCUCCUGAAAGAACAUGCUUCUGUUAGCCGAAGUACAGGACAGAUGGAUACUGUGAUCUCUCAAGCUCAAGCAACUCUGGGUGCACUUGUCCUUCAACGUUCAACAUUUGGCGGUAUUAACUCAAAGCUCAGCAAUAUUGGCAGUCGCCUCCCAACGGUAAGUCACAUCCUUUCUGCAAUAAAGCGUAAAAAGUCUAUGGAUACCAUCAUUCUUUCGCUUGUCGCAUCAGUGUGCACAUUUCUCAUAUUUAUCUACUGGUUGACAAAGUGAGGCUGCAAGAGGAACUGGUAUAUGUGGGGGAUUGUGUAAGUGAGAAAGAGAAUUGUUACGAUUUUUUUGCUUCAAUUUUUCUUUGAUGAACCAGUUAUUUGUCUCUCAAAUGUUUAGGUGUAUGAAAACAAUAUCAAUCUAUGCAGUUAUUUCCAGUCUAUUGCUUGUUCA